Oryza brachyantha (malo sina) is the source of this 2978-nucleotide messenger RNA. Its product is annotated as protein NETWORKED 2A-like. The record is from RefSeq and is a predicted model, not a curated record. Gene Ontology annotation, molecular function: actin binding. NCBI's taxonomy places the organism in Eukaryota, Viridiplantae, Streptophyta, Magnoliopsida, Poales, Poaceae. The coding region runs from base 134 to 2743 and encodes 869 amino acids. The transcript has 2 exons.
CCACCGCGAACGGGCGCAACGCACCCGCGCCCGCCGUCCGUUGCGGCGCGGACCACCGCACCGGGAGCGCGGAGUUACGUAGUUGCAGGAGGGCGGUCGGGCGGUCGCGCGCCGGGCGUGACUCCGGCCGGCUAUGCUUCAGCGCGCGGCGAGCAACGCCUACUCCUGGUGGUGGGCGUCGCACAUCCGCACCACCCAGUCCAAGUGGCUCGACACCACCAUCCACGAGAUGGAGGACAGGGUGACGGCCAUGCUCAAGCUCAUCGGAGCGGACGGUGACUCGUUCGGCAAGAAGGCGGAGCUCUACUUCAAGAGCCGGCCCGAGCUCAUCAACCACGUCGAGGAGAUGUUCAGGUCCUACCAGGCGCUGGCCGACAGGUAUGACCGGAUAUCCAGCGAGCUGCAUAAGGCCAACCACACCAUUGCCACAGCAUUCCCGGACCAGAUCCAGUUCUCCAUGCAAGAUGGUGACGGGGAGGGGUUCCAGAAGGCGAUAUCCGGAAUUGAUCUCAGCAACUUCAAAUUUCCAGCGCUGGAAGGCUUGCCAAUGGGAUCACGUGGCGCUAGCCGGGGAACCAGCCCGGUCCCAAAGAGGACCCAGAUGCACCGGAGGAUCACCUCCCACAUGAACAAGGAAAAUGCGCAGGAGGAGAUUGACAAGCUGCAAAAGCAAAUCCUGGUGCUGCAGACUGAGAAGGAGUUCUUGAAGACCUCUUAUGACAGCGCGCUAGGUAGGUAUCUGGACAUUGACAGGCAGGUGGUGGAGCUACAGGAUGAAGUUUGCAGUUUGCAAGAUGCUUUUAGCACCGGCACGGCCAUUGAAGACAAUGAAGCCCGGGCAUUGAUGGCUGCACGAGCCAUUAUGUCUUGUGAGGAUACGUUGGUUAAUUUGCAGGACCAGCAAAAUAGAUCGUCUGAAGAGGCAAAAACGGAGUUCAAACGAUUCGUUGAAGCAAAGAAGAAGCUUGAUACAUUCAAAGCUGAGUGCGGGCAGCCUCAUACGCAAAUUGAUGAACCUUAUAACAGUGGCACAGAACUCAUCCAUGCAAUUCCAACUGGGGAUGGUGAUGACUCUAUUCAGAAUGAGAUUAGGUUUGACCUGCAAGAAGUGUGCCAAAAGGUCAAAGAACUAAUUGAACUGCACCCGGAGGUAUCGGUGGCUGAUUUAGCAGAUAAGGUUGACCGACUUGUGGAGAAGGUGAUUGAUCUGGAGCUUGCUACCACGUCACAGAAUGCUCAGAUCAACAGAAUGAGGACUGAGAUAGAUGACCUUCACAAGCGCCUGCAAGCCUUGGAGGAAGACAAGUCGGCUUUAGUUGCUGAUUCCAGUAAGCUGGUCGACAGAUUGAAGCAAAUUGAAGUGGUUUUGCAAGCAGUUCAACAAAUUGGAAAGUCCAUAACAAAUGGGACAGAGAAUAUUCAUAAAGAAAUGAAUGAGGCCUGCAGUGAACUUGCUGAAUUUGUAGAAAAACUGCAUGAAUCUGAGCCCCAGAACAGUGAUUUCAUGAAUCCAUUCCUAGAGUCAAAAUGUCAAGAAGAAGAUUCAAAAGUAACAAGUCAAUAUGCAAAGAAACAAACAUCCGAUUCAUUAGAUGGUUCAAAGAAUGAAGUCGAGAAACAUGAUAAAGGCUCCAAGGGUCCUUUGGUGCAGGAACAUCCUGACACAAAUGGAUCUGAUGGUGAGGAGAAGAUUUUAUUUGAAGAGUAUGUAUCUGUCCUUCAGACCUACAAGGGUACAGAUCAAAAGCUUUCAGAAAUUGAGAAGAAAAAUCAAGAGUAUCAUACAAAGUCAAUGUCAGAGCUGAAGGAUCUGAAGAGUGCCAAUGCAAUGAAAGACGAGGAGAUUCACUCUCUUCGGCGCAUGCUAAGUUCUUUGCAGAGAAAGAUGAAUGCCUCUGUUCCUGAGAAUGUGGAGAAGUCUGAAGAAACCUCGAAAAUAAGCACCACUCCUACCACUGAAGACAAAGAGAUUUCUGACAUAGAGGAGUAUAUUAAGCAAUGCCAAGUUGAAGAGCAUCUUGCUUCGUCAAUUGGCGAGGAAAAAUUUAGAGCAGAAAUUGACAGGGUGUUGGAGGAUAACUUGGACUUUUGGUUGAGGUUUAGCACAUCAUAUCAUCAAAUACGAAAUUUCCAAACAUCAUUUGACAAGCUAAAAAAUGAUAUGGAUAAAUUGAUUGAAGCACAGGCACAGAGUGGUGCAGACGGAGUUCCUAUCAGUUAUCAGGUAGCAAAGCUGGAGUCAGCUGUUCUAGAAAAGAAAUUUCGGGAUUUGAACACAGAUCUUCAAGUCUGGAUGGAAAAGAAUGUGCUAUUAAAAGGAGAACUAGAGAACAGGUUUUCAUCACUCUGCAGCAUACAAGAGGAGAUAUCAAAGAUCACAAUUCUGGAUAAAGGCGAUGAAGUUCACUUCACCCCUUUCCAAGCUGCAAAGUUCCAAGGAGAGGUGCUUAAUAUGAAACAAGAGAAUAACAAAGUUGCUAAAGAGCUAGAGGCUGGUCUGGACCACGUAAGAAGCCUCCAAGUGGAGGUCGGCAGGGUGCUCUUGAAGCUCCGAGAAAAUCUUGAGUUAUCUAUAGCAAGAAGCAACCGAGCUCAACAGAACUUCCGUAAGUUGUCAACAAAAGCUGGAGUUCCUCUUAGGACUUUCCUGUUCGGCACGAAGCCAAAGAAACCAUCACUGUUUUCAUGCAUGGGUCCUGGGGUGCAUAAGCAUCAUGGUGGCUCAAGAGCUGGUCGUAGAUGAGAAUGGUUGGAUCAUCAACUAUCUAUCUUUUGACAUUAAUACAGAAGAGAGCUCAGUUGUACCUGUCAAUUGAUAUGUUGUAUAUGUUGUUUUUCAUAGGCCUUAAAUGUAAAGAACCCUGCAUAUCUUAAUCCAAAUUUGGUUCGUCUUGUCCAGUCAUUUCUGCAUUGUUAGCUUGCCUAUGUGACCUUACUGUCAGAACUAAACUUGAUGGAAAUGUAUUAUGUUAAAUUCA